Molecule: messenger RNA, 484 nt
Organism: Colletotrichum navitas
Lineage: Eukaryota; Fungi; Ascomycota; Sordariomycetes; Glomerellales; Glomerellaceae
Exons: 1
Coding region: 158-475 (105 amino acids)
Source: RefSeq, a predicted model, not a curated record
CACACACACACACACACCAUGGCGCACCAGGGACUGGACUGGACCUUGACGGGAAUGGAGAAGGGAGGGGCAGCUGUACUGUCAUACUUUGACCAAAGUGGACUGUUGUCGUUUGGAUUGGAUGGGACCCGGGAAUUAAAACGGAGGAUACGAUACAAUGCUCCUGCGAUUCUGCCACGUCCUGUUAAUCGUACCGUGCGUGCCAAUACUAGAGCUCUCUCUCUCUCUCUCAGCUUUGCACGUCUCUCUACCUUGGUGCUUGCAAAGGCCCCUCCCUAUUCAUGCCGGAGGAGAUAGCUACCGAGCAAGAAGCUCAGCUGUCUCCGAGUCGAUGCUCCAGCUGCCAGGAGGAGAUGUUCAAAAGUACAGGGUACAAGGUACAGGUUUGCUGACGUUAAGCCGGAAGCGACUUGGCGGGAGAGACCCGCACAUCACCCCCGGUACCGCUCCUGAUUUGCUGACAUGGGCCUUCUGACGCUUGUCA